Messenger RNA from Archocentrus centrarchus (flier cichlid), 1967 nucleotides. RefSeq names its product KICSTOR subunit 2 (gene kics2). Gene Ontology annotation, biological process: cellular response to amino acid starvation; protein localization to lysosome; cellular response to glucose starvation. The transcript is spliced from 3 exons. Bases 281 to 1621 code for a protein of 446 amino acids. NCBI's taxonomy places the organism in Eukaryota, Metazoa, Chordata, Actinopteri, Cichliformes, Cichlidae. Gene Ontology annotation, cellular component: KICSTOR complex. The record is from RefSeq and is a predicted model, not a curated record.
GGCUUUCCGUACUGUUUACAUCCGCUGCAGCCAAUAUGGUGUCCUGUGGUUAGCCUGUUAACUUUAAACAGACGCUUCGUUUCAGGUUCAUAUUUAACAAGUUUUCCUGGCAUAAUAUAAUAUUAUAUAAUAUCACAGUAUUUGACACUUGUGGGUUCGGUGUAUCUUUUGGAGAAUGGUCUUUUCUUACGUACACUUCUUGCUGCUAACGCGGCCGGCUAAGCGUUAGCUCGGUCCUGCAGGCAGCCGCUCGGCUCGGCGCUCGGGUUAUCUGUGAGCCAUGACGGAGGUGGAGGAGCUGCGACCCGUGCCCCGAGAGCGGGCCAUCCUGGAGAGCUUCUUCGCCCAGCUCGGCAUGUUUUCCUUCGACCGAGCCAAGGACUACGUGGAGCGGGAGAAGGACGGUAGCAGGAGCGCCGGCGGCAUCUGGAGCGCGCUGCUGGCCGCGCUGGCUCACCUGGCCGCGGCGGAGAAGGUGUACCACAACUUGACGUUCCUGGGACAAAAAAUAGGUGGCCAGUCAUUCUUCAGCCGGAAGGACUCCAUCCGCACCAUCUACAGCUCUCUGUACAACGAGCUCCGGAAGGUGGUGAUGAUGGGGCGCCACGGCCAGCCGGGCUCCUCCUCCUACCUGGAGGACCUGCUGUCGCACCUUUCGGAGCAGCUCUGCCACUUCACGCAGGCCCGCAUGGAGAUGGCCGACCUGUACGAGAAAAUGCACUCGCUGGGCAGCCAGAAGAACGUCAACUCAGAGGAGCUGGUCGCCACGCUCGAUGUCGUCUUGCAGAAAUACAGCUCCAAGUUUCACCACCCCAUCGUCGGCAGGGUGGAAGAGGGCUUCCAGACGGAGGUGGACGUGGUGACCCAGCUGCUGCGUUGCCAGGCGCAGUUGUCAGAGUGGCAUUUCCUCCCCGCCCUGCUCAGCCUGCACGGCGCCAACUCCAAGCUCAUCGCCUGGGGUCAGCUGUUCCAGCGGCAGAAAGAGACCCGCAAGCAUCUGUUUGGAGGUCAGUCUCAGAAGGCCGUGCAGCCUCCGCACCUCUACGUGUGGCUGCAACGCUUCCAGGCGGUGCUCCUCGCCAAGUUCAGCUUCUACUUCCAUGAAGCACUGAGCAAGCAGUCGGUCCCAAACGACAUGAGGACACUGACCGCCCGCACCACGCCAGACUACUACGGCAAGAUCUCCUCCUUCAUACGCAGACACGACGCCAGCAACAUGUCGCUGGUGUUUGACAACCGUGGCUCGGAGAGCUUCCAGGGUCACGGCUACCACCACCCGCACUCGUACCGAGAAGCACCGAAAGGCGUGGAGCAAUUCCCCGCUGUGGUGUCGCUGCCCUCUGGAGAGAGACCGCUCACGCACUGGCCGAACGUCAUCAUGAUGAUGGGAGACCGCGCGGCUGAGCUCAACACUCUAGACAAAGUGGUGCACUUCUACGACGACAAGGUCCAGAGCACGUACUACUUGACGCGGCCAGAGCCGCACUUCACGCUGGUUGUCAUCUUUGACGGCAGGAAGUCGGAGAAGGACCAGAACAUCACCGGCUUUCUACAGGAGAUUUCAGGCUCUCUUCGGAACUCCAAACCCUUCAGCACCCUCAAACCCGGCUCGAAGGGCUGAGCUGGACGUGAACUCGACUCCAAAAGGGAAACUAGGAGCCGAACAUGAUAAAAUACUAAAUUUUAAACGGCCAUGAGUUUUCACGUGUCCAGCUGGUGCUCGAUGUAGAAAUCCUUUGUGCUGCUUUGAAUCUUAAUUUCCCAAAAGUUCCAGACCAAAGAGAUUUUUGGAGCUGUGAAUUAAUUUUUCCAGCUGAUUCUUUGUCCACGUCAGUAUGACCAACACAGUGCUGCUCGUGCUUAAAGCCUUUCUGUGAAAUGUUAAUUAUUUGGCAUCAGUUGCUGUUUUAACAGGUUUAUUUUUUAAAUGAUCAUACCUUACAUUUGUUGUGCUUAAUCCAGUUUAA